Molecule: messenger RNA, 957 nt
Organism: Rhodotorula toruloides NP11
Lineage: Eukaryota; Fungi; Basidiomycota; Microbotryomycetes; Sporidiobolales; Sporidiobolaceae
Product: START domain containing protein
Exons: 7
Coding region: 1-957 (318 amino acids)
Molecular function (GO): lipid binding
Source: RefSeq, a predicted model, not a curated record
AUGGCUCUCGAAGAACCUGCCCUCCCUGCUGUGCCCGAGUACCCGUCGCGCUCGCCUUGGAACAGCGAGAUCGAGGGGACGAGGGAACGCUUCCUACGUGAACUGGGCGACUACAGCGGGUGGAAACCGAUGGGAGAGAAGCAGGGCGUCAAGCUUUGGCGCAAGUAUGACGACGACAACAACCCCAUUCCCUGCGUUCGCGGCGAGACGAUCGUCAAGAAUGCGUCGCCCUAUGCCUUCCUCGCCGGCGUCGUUCAAAUGCCGGGCAUGCGCAAACUCUGGGACCCCCGAACCGAACAAGGCUGCAUGCUCCAACGAUUCUCGCGCAACGAAGUCCUCUUCUACGCCGUGACCAAGGGCAAGCGGUUCAUCGCCUCGCCGAGGGAUAUCGUCGGUGUGCAGAAGGACUAUGUGGAGCGGGAUGGGUCGUGCAUGAUUGUGCAGAAGAGUGUUGAGACGGAUGUUGCGCCAGAACAGGCGGGGAUGCGGAGGGCGACCCUAGACUUGAGCGGGUGGCACUUUGAACCACAAGGGGAGGACUUGAAGGUCACCUACAUCUUCCGCAUUGGCCUGGGCGGCAUGAUCCCGAACGCGCUCGUGUCGAUGGCGACGACCGAGACGCCGCUCUGCACGGGACGAGCCAGAGAUACCUUCUACGAAUACGGCUACGCACCCUACAUCCGACACACCCCCGACGAGCCGAGCACGAUCUUCCAGAAGGAAACCUUCAAAUCUCCUCCGAUCCGCGAAUACCAGUGCACCGUCACGACCGGCCAACAGAUCGGCGAAACCUUCGAGAUUGCGUACGACUUGCGACGGAUGUAUAGACCCGAGGGAGGGGUGCAAGUUGCGGUCAAGGGCGAGGGAGUCCAGGCGGUUGAUGACGGGAAGGGGACGGUCCGGGUGCAGACGACGGAGAGCGGCAAGACGGCGACGGUUGUACUUACUCCUCGGUAG